UUCUUCCCGUACUAUCCCGCCGACGGCCAGAGCUCGAUCCAGCGGCACUGGGUCGACUUCAGCCCCAUCGUCGACAUCACCUCCCCUGCGCUCGUCUGCAACAACCCAGGCAGCUACGCGGAGGAGUACGCAACAGUCGACGCAGGCGCCGAGAUCAAAGCCUACUACCCGGGCUGGCCGCACGACAUCGGGGCGGUGGUGGUGUGGAUGGCAUACUGCGGGGCCGAGCCGGCGGCGUGCUCGUCGUUCAACGGCACGGGGCGGCACUGGUUCAAGAUCGACCAGGCCGGCCUGCUGUCGGGCAGCAUGCGCGAGGGCCUGUGGGCGCAGAAGCAGCUGAUGGCUAACAACUUCACGUGGGGCGCGACCAUCCCCGAGACGCUCAGGGGCGGCGCGUACCUCCUGAGACACGAGCUGAUCGCGCUGCACGUGCCUUUUUCGCCCGAGUUUUACCCCGAAUGCGCGCACUUGCAUGUGCUGAGCUCUGGGGAUGGGGUACCAGGGGAGGAGUAUCUGGCGUCCAUCCCGGGGGUUUGGGAGGAGGAUGGUGAGUGA
Messenger RNA from Chaetomium fimeti, 555 nucleotides. Its product is annotated as glycoside hydrolase. The record is from RefSeq and is a predicted model, not a curated record. Lineage: Eukaryota; Fungi; Ascomycota; Sordariomycetes; Sordariales; Chaetomiaceae. The transcript has a single exon. The annotation marks the transcript as partial.